AUGGUAAUAUUAAUAUGUUUAGCCUGUACACGAAACAAUAGCCUGUGGAAAAUUAUAUUAGUGUGUAACACGUUUAAUAUCUCGCAAACCAUUCAAUUUGUAGUUAUAUUAUUUUACUAUUGGUUAAUGCAUAUGACAGGCGCGAUAUUAAACAAUAUUAAAGAAAAUUGCUUGGCUUUCACAACUGAACAUUUACACCGAGAGGGGUUUACAACACCAGUUGUAAGAAGACCCAAUAGAAAUUUCAUAGUGCCCCUAAAGCAGUUGGAAUUGAUUUAUAUGAAUACUAUAGAAAUCAAAUGUGAGAUCAAUGAUGUUUUUGAAGCACCCAUUAUAUUCAUAAUGAUUCAAAUGUUUCACGCAUUGGUAACCAAUACACAUAUGGCAUACCAUGGAACUAUACUUGAAGCAACGUUUUCAGUAAAUGAAUUCUGUAUUAUCGCAUUGUGGACAAUUUUUCAAAUAAUCAAAGUGUAUGCUUUUGCAUCUUGUGGAGAGUUAUUGAAGUUAGAGGCAAAUGAAAUAGCCCAAGUUCUUUAUAAUAUUCCAACUGAUACACAUACUGUAACAGUAAUGACCGAGGUGCAGCAUUUCUCCUCGGUAAUUUCGUGUCUUAGCCCUGAAGUUACAAUCUACGGUUUCUUUCCACUCGAUGCCACAUUAUUAUUUAAUGUAAUAGCUUCUGCAACAACUUAUUUAAUUAUUCUAGUACAGUUUGAUAACGAUUAA
Galleria mellonella (greater wax moth) is the source of this 729-nucleotide messenger RNA. RefSeq names its product gustatory receptor 68a-like. The record is from RefSeq and is a predicted model, not a curated record. Gene Ontology annotation, cellular component: dendrite; membrane; neuronal cell body. NCBI's taxonomy places the organism in Eukaryota, Metazoa, Arthropoda, Insecta, Lepidoptera, Pyralidae. The transcript has 5 exons. Gene Ontology annotation, biological process: sensory perception of taste. Bases 1 to 729 code for a protein of 242 amino acids.